Rotaria sordida is the source of this 1200-nucleotide messenger RNA. NCBI's taxonomy places the organism in Eukaryota, Metazoa, Rotifera, Eurotatoria, Philodinida, Philodinidae. The record is from the annotation of a GenBank genome assembly.
AUGGAUGAAGAACGUUAUAAGAAUGUAAUAAAGGCAUGUUGUCUUGAUAUCGAUAUACAGAAUUUCGGUGAAGUUGGCGAUUUAUUGAUGAUUGGUGACAAAGGUGUCAAUUUGAGUGGAGGACAAAAAGCUCGAAUAUCGCUUGCUCGUGCUCUUUACACUGAUGCUGACUUAUAUUUACUCGACGAUCCACUUGCUGCUGUUGAUCCAAAAGUGGCAAAGAACAUUUUUGAUCAAUGCAUCGGUCCUCAGAGUCUUCUUCGUGGAAAGACUCGAAUAUUGGUUACACACCAGACACAUUUUUUAGUUGAAACAGAUCAAAUGAUUCUCAUGACGAAUGGUCAGCUUGAAGAAUUACAGAUUGAACAACGGUCUGCAAUAGAGCCAUCAAAUGAUACAUCAGAAACAAAGUCAUUUGACGAUCAGGAGACAGAUUGGAUACUUAACACUGCUGUAACUGAUAUGGAUCCGAUUGUCAAGAAUGAGACAUCAGUUGACGGUGCCAUCAAGUGGAGUCUGUUUCAAUGGUGUAUACGACAAUCAGCCGAAGCUGAAAAUUUCAUGACCAGUGCAGAACGUAUUCAUGAAUAUGGUCAACUGAUGCCAGAAAGCCAUCGAAACAGUAACGAAAGCGGUGCACUCGUUCAACCGGCAGAUGAUUGGCCUUCUCGUGGUAUUAUCGAAUUUAAAGACUACACUUUUCGCUAUCGUCCAGAGCUCGAUCCUGUACUCAAAAAUCUUAAUCUGCGAAUUGAGUCCAAGGAAAAGAUUGGCGUUAUUGGUCGAACAGGUGCCGGAAAGUCAUCACUUCUUCAAGCUCUCUUUCGACUUGUCGAUCAGUCAGCAAUCAACGGAAUUAUACUCAUUGACGGCAUCGAUAUUGGACGUCUUUCACUCGAUCAUCUUCGUUCUCAUCUAAGUGUUAUUCCACAAGUACCCAUACUCUUCUGUGGUACACUUCGAUACAAUAUUGAUCCAUUCGAACAAUUCUCAGAUGAAGAAUGUCUUACAGCACUUGAAGCUGUUCAACUUAAACGAAUGGUGCGCAACCAUCCCGAUGGACUCCAUCUGUUGGUAGCUGAAUCGGGUACUAAUUUGAGUGCUGGUGAGCGCCAACUGGUUCCACUUCUAUUGGGAAAAUUAGGAAUUCUAAAUGCCAAAAAUGGUAUUUGGCUACGUAUUGUUCGUCGAUCAGAAUAA